This is a messenger RNA of Danio rerio (zebrafish), 5745 nucleotides long. NCBI's taxonomy places the organism in Eukaryota, Metazoa, Chordata, Actinopteri, Cypriniformes, Danionidae. The record is from RefSeq and is a predicted model, not a curated record.
ACCCAUCCUUGUUCACAUUACAUAAAAAAUAAAAGUAAUUGAAUUAACACAAGUUAACUAUGUUAUUUCUACAAAAAUGUAGUACUGUAGGCUUUACUUAAUAAGGGUUUGACUGGCCAACUUAACAUUGUGGAGUAAAUCGCAAAACCCUCCUAAGUUUGGACAUUUGCGGAUACCGUACCUGCUUACCUGGAGGCGGAGCAACGGAACUGAACGGAAGACAGACGAGAGCGCGAAGCACAUUGAGGAGAAGAUGGUGGCUUUGCCAGGUACAAGUAUUUUCAUAACGCUUUACUGGUAAAUAUCGCCAGGAAAAGUUAUGUUAAUGUUCACAGAAUUAUGUUAAUUUAUUUUAUCAAGUUAUUUCGGAGUCCUUUGAGUUUUAGCGUUUUUUUAACCUGUUGAACUCACUCGUGUUUCUCAACGCAAUUAUGUGGCAGUGCAAGGACUGCAAAAUAACAGUCACGACUAGAUCACAGUUGUUGAAACACUAUAGAUUAGUGCAUAGACAUUAUGGUCGCGGUAUUCGUUUUCCAUGCACAUAUUCUGAGUGUCCCUGUAGAUUUAAAACAUGGAAUGCGCUACACAGCCAUCUAAAUCGUAGCCAUGCAAAGGAGAACACGGGGUUACCUGCAAGUGUAACGCUAACCACGUUCAAUUGCCACGUGUGUCCUUGCAGCAAUAUAGGGUCAGAACGUGAGUAUUUUAGUCACAUCCAUAACCACCUUAAAAACAGCGAGACAGUGCAUUGUAUGUUUAAGCACUGCUCUUUUCAGACAAAUGUGUAUGGCACAUUUAAGUCCCAUAAGAAUAGAAAGCACAAUUUUUAUUCUCUUCAGGACUUCAAACCAGGGGUUAUUAUAGAAAGUGGUAAUGUUACUCAGGAAUUAAAUGAAGAUCUAUUGCCAGCUGAAGAGGAGGAUGUUGAUGUUUCAGGUAGUGUGGAAGUGGAAACAGAAGUACAAGAUUUGUCCAAGACAAUAGAGCUCAAAUUUGCAUCCAUUUUGCUAAAACUUGAAAAUUAUUUUCAUGUUCCUAGUAAUGCAAUUGAUGAACUCAUCACAGAUUUGCACUAUUUGAUCAGUUCUGCAUCAGGAUCCGUAUCAACAAAAGUUGUUCUUGAUACUUUUCAGAAACAUAAUCUUCAUGUAGAUCAGCUUAUCAUAAAAGAGCUUAUCAGUUCUUUGUCAUCAUCCAACCCUCUGUUAAAAGCUACUUCAAAUGAUGGUCCUUUGGCCACUGCUUUCAAGCGCAUGAAAUUUUACAGGGAAAAUUUUGAGAUAAUUGAACCUGUUGAAAUAAUUCUUCAGUCUGAAAAAAAUAGAACUUUCCAAUACAUACCCAUCUUAAAAUCAUUACAACAGCUGCUUAAUCAGAAAGAGAUACUUAAUAAAGUUGUUGGUGGUCAUACAGGACAGAAAAUCAUAAAUGAUGGAUUUUACAGAUCUUUUAAAGAUGGUCAACACUUUAAAGAUAAUGAGUUUCUCUCAGGAACUGAACUCAGACUCUCCUUGUGUCUGUACAUUGAUGACUUUGAGCUGUGCAAUCCAUUAGGAACGUCACGCAAAAAGCAUAAGAUCUGUGCAGUUUAUUGGAUUUUAGGUAACUUGCCACCAGGGAGUAGUUCAUCGUUGUCCUCAAUUUAUCUCGCUCUGUUAUGUAAAAGUGAUGAUGUAAAGGCCUAUGGCUAUAGAAAAAUUUUUGAGCCUCUUGUGAACGAUCUCAUCACUUUAGAGCAGCAGGGUGUGUUUGUUAAUGACUUGAAAACAUUUAUCAGAGGAACAGUGCAGUAUGUUGUUGCAGACAGUCUUGGUGCACAUUCUUUAGCUGGAUUUGUUGAAAACUUUUCAGGGGAAUAUUUUUGUAGGUUUUGCACUGCUACACGCACAGAUAUUCAGUCUAAAGAGGUCAGAGAUGGCGCUUUUCCUCUCAGAUCUGAAGAGCAGCAUGAUGUACAUGUAGCAGAUGCAUGUAAGAAAGGAGAAGCAUGUUGUGGUGUAAAAACUGCAUGUGCUUUAUCUGAGAACCUCUCCUACUUUAAAGUUACUGCAGGUUUUCCCCCAGAUGUGGCCCAUGAUCUCCUAGAAGGUAUAGUGCCUGUUGAGUUGGCUGGAUGCAUUGACAUAUUUAUAAAAAAGAAAUAUUUCACCUUUGAUCAACUUAACAAACUGAUUCAGGAAUUCCCAUUCAAGUGGGGGAGAUAAAACCAAUCGUCCUCAUGUGCUUCCACUCACUUUUUCAAGGAAAAAAACUAUUGGGGGAAAUGCUCAUGAGAAUUGGUGUUUGCUGCGGCUAAUUCCAUUAAUUGUUGGAAAACUUAUACCUCAGGAUGAACCUGCUUGGGAACUCAUUCUUCUCCUGAAAGACAUUGUUGAACUUGUUGUGUGUCCUGUGCACACUAGCGAGUCUGUUGCAUACUUGGAGAGCAAAAUAUCCGAACACCGCAAUCGGUUCAAAGUACUUUUUCCAGAAAGAAAGCUUUUGCCAAAACAUCACUUUCUGGAACAUUAUCCAGCGAUGAUCCAUCUAUUUGGUCCACCUGUUUCAUUCUGGACAAUGAGGUUUGAAGCCAAGCACAGUUUUUUUAAACAAGUGGCUAGGCACACUAACUGUUUCAAAAAUAUCACCAAGACUUUGGCCAGGAAACAUCAGCUCAUGGUUGGUCAAUUUAUGCAGUCAUCCCAGUGCGAUGAAUUACCUGUAGAGGUUACACGCAUUUCAACUGUCCCUGUUGAUAUUCUCCAGGAAGACAUUGCUUACACUUUUAACCAAAGAUACCCGAACACUUCUGCUAUUAAUUUAGCUCAGACAGUAUUUUCUGAUGGCAUAAAGUACACAAAGGGCAUGAUUAUUGUGCAUGGAACAAUUAGUGGGCUGCCUGAUUUUGCAGAAAUAGUGCAGAUUUGUGUUUUGAAAGAUGGAAUUGCUUUUAUAGCAAAACAGUUAGGUUCUUGGUACAAUGAGCACUAUCGAUCCUUUGAAUUGGAUAUUCAUCCAAGGAAUGUUUCAUUUAUAGAGCUGAAUGAAUUAGCAGACCGUUAUCCUCUCUGUGAUUAUAAAGUUGGUGCUAUCCGUAUGGUUACCUUGAAAAGAUACAUACACGCUGCUUGACCAGUUUUCUUUUUCUCUUACAGAGUGAUUGAUCAAACAGAGAAAAUGACUGAUCCAGCAAAGUUGAAAAUUGUUCUAGGAGACAGUGAUUCAUUUAAAUUGACGCUGCCAUCUGGAAUACCCAAUUCUAUUGCAGAUUUUAAAUCUGAGAUCAGGAAACAAUGUGGUGUCACAGGAGAUUUUAGACUGCAGUAUCUUGAUAUGGACUUUGAUGAUUUCUUAAAUCUUACCUCAACAGUGGAUCUCCAGGACAAAGGAACAGUUAAAGUCAUAGCACAAAGUGCAUAUGAUGCCUGUUCUCUUUCUUCUGCUGACACUGAUAUACGCUCCUCAACUUCCUCAUCACCAUCUUGCCUGCCAGUUUCUCCAGCAACAUCAGAUGUUGCUUCUGCCUCAACUUCUGAGCUGUCUUCGUCCACAAAGCUGAGAUGUGAAACCUGGCCAACUAACUUUCCGAUCCCUACGUUUCCUUAUGAGAUAGAGCUGGAACUGCAGAAAGCCCACGAAGAGUUCUUGAAUGACGGUACUUUACUUGACAUAGACUCAAAACCCAAACUAAAAUCAGAAAUUAUGAAAUCCUUGGCUGCAGAAGUAGUGAAAUACAAAGUGUACCCUAGGACUGAAGAAUACGAAGAGGUUGCGAAGGCGCUGAUUACAAAGCAUCCAUGUCUACAGGAAAAAGGAUCAGUUGGUGGGUUCUAUGGCUGGAAGAUCAGUCUACAGUGGAAGAUGGCAAACUAUCGGCGUACACUGCGAGCAGCUGGCUGUUCUGAAGUAAAGAUAAAUUCUUUAAAACACAAACAUGGUGAAACUACAAAUCCAAACCAAGUCAAAAAGCCAAAGAAGGCUGAAGUAAAUUUUUACCCUGAUUAUCCAGCUGGAGAGAACACACAAAGCCUAGAAGAAGAGCGACUGGCAUUGCUGUCUGAGUUUCAGAAAAGGGACAACCAUCAAAUUAUUAAAAACAAAAUGGAAAAAACUUUUAUCUACAGAAGACAUGAAUUGAUUGUAGAGAUGCCCUUCAUUGUUGACUUCAAAAGCAGAUGGCCAGCUCUGUUUUGUGAAAAUGAGAUUGCUGCGGAAUUCAGUCGAAUCACUACUGUCCCGCUACUUCAGACAUUUAUGUCAAAACUGGAUGGUUACACCAGCAAGCUGGCCAGCAUCUACCGUAAAAAAGGAGGAAUUGCAGGGCGUAAAAUUUGGAAACUGAUGGCUACUAUCGACGAGAAUGACACCAUCUCAACUCGGAGGGCUUGUAUUCUCAGAGCACUUUCUGUCUACCUUAAUGAAGACUAUGAAAACCUCAUGAAGGAGUAUACAGACACAGACUUUGAAAACUCAGAGAGAGACAUGGCCAAUACUGUCAUUGGAAUCUACAUCGUCAGACCUGAAGGUGCAGAAGCCUGUGACCCACCAUCAGAUGUUGGACUGAUUGUUGAGGGAGUGAAAGUACUUCAGAACCUUGGCGAUGUCACCAAGGCUUGUGCUCUUCUUUUGGGAGUCAUAUACAGCUUGAAUCUCAGUUAUCCUUCAGAAUUGAAAUACACUUUUGAGUUUUUCCAGAAAGUCUUGCUGGGACUUGAUGCACAUAAACUGUCACACAAAAUACAAGUUCUCAAGAACAAACUUGUUGGCUGAAUCAGUACAUCAGUCUGGACAAAUGAAAGAAAUGGAGGAAGAAGAUUUUUUUUGUGUUAUUUGAUUUGUUUCUGCUUUUAAAAUAAGGGGACAGUUUUAAUGUUAUCUUUGUUGAUGGCGCCAAAAUUUUAAAUGAAGUUCUGCAACUUUAAAUGGUUUAAUUGUUUGGUUAUUUACAAAGAUUAGAGGUCAGUUUUAAUCUUCUCUACCAAUGGUUUAAACGAUUUCAGUUAUCAAAAAUUGAGCACUGUAGCAGUUUAUGACAUGCUGCCUGUCUUAAACUUUUAUUUUCUUUUUCUAAGUAAAAUUUAUUACACUUUGAAGGCAGUUGCACAUUUUAAAAUAACAUUUUGGUCAAUGGUAAUCUAGUUAGUAAAGUAGUAGUCAUUGUUUUUUUUUUGUUUUGUUUUUUGUCAUUUUGAAACAAACUUAUUUUUGUGGUGGUUUUCAUAAAUAGAGGCCAGUUGUACUCUUUAUCAAUAGCUUAAACAUUUUAAAAUAUAAGCAAUUGAGCACUGUAGCAUUUCGUGAUAGGCUACCUGUUUAAAUUAUUAUUACAAAUUUUCUUUUGUAAAUUUGAUCCUAUACAUUUUUCUUACAAUAUUUGAAGGAAGUAGCACAUUAUAAGAAUGAUCACCAUUGACCAAAAUGUUGUUUUUACAUGUUUUUUCUUUAAACUGUUAUUUGAACUGUUUGUGGAUGUUUACAAAAAUUAAAACAGUUUUAAUGUUACUAUUGAUUGUAAAGAUCAAAAAUGGAGUUUAGCAGUAUUUUAACGUUCCUUUGAUUUAAUUUUUCUAAGUAAGAUUAUUUCAAAUUCAUGAAGCUAGUUGCACUUUAAAAGACCUUGUAAAGAAUGUUUACUGUUAAGAAUGUAAAAUAUUUGAUGUUUUUGUGUAUUUGUUUCAAAGGACCUGUGAAAUUGAAAUUGUUUAUGGGUUUUAGCAGUUGUAUGUUGCAAAAUCUUGAAAUAAUAAAUAAAUUCAUUUUGUUUCU